Messenger RNA from Prunus persica (peach), 777 nucleotides. Its product is annotated as zinc finger MYM-type protein 1-like. Lineage: Eukaryota; Viridiplantae; Streptophyta; Magnoliopsida; Rosales; Rosaceae. The transcript has a single exon. The record is from RefSeq and is a predicted model, not a curated record. The coding region runs from base 1 to 777 and encodes 258 amino acids.
AUGAAUGAAAAACAACAUAUUGAAAAUAUUUUCCAUAAGCACUCACAUGAAUCUCGAAUUGACUACAGAAUCAGAUCGAAUGCAUUUGUUGAUUGUAUUAGAUUUCUUCUAAGACAAGGUCUUGUCUUUCGUGGCCACGAUGAGUCUGAGGAUUCAAGCAACCAAGGUAACUUUCUUGAGCUUUUGCAAUUUCUUGAUGCUCCUGGAAACCUCAAAGUAACUUCACCUAAGAUUCAGAAAGACAUUGUAAACGCUACAGCAGUUGAAACAACUGAUGCUAUUAUUAGAGAUAUGGAUGAUUCAUUCUUUUAUAUUUUAAUUGAUGAAUCUUGUGAUGUAUCAGUAAAGGAGCAUAUGGUUGUUAUGUUUCGUUAUAUAGACAAUAAAGGAUGUGUGAUUGAACGGUUCAUAGGUAUUGAAUAUGUUACAAGUACCACAACUAAGUCACUUAAAGCAAGUAUUGAUACAUUAUUUUCUAGACAUAAAUUGAGUAUGUGUAGAUUACGAGGUCAAGGUUAUGAUGGGGCCAGUAAUAUGAGUAGAGAGUUCAAUGGUCUAAAGACACUUAUUAUGAGGGAGAAUGAGUCUGCUUACUAUGUUCACUGUUUUGCACAUCAACUUCAGUUGGCUAUUGUGGGUUUGGCCAAAAAAAGCCUCAUAGGUGCUUUCUUCACCUUAGUUUCUAAUGUGGUAAAUAUUGUUGGAGCAUCAUUUAAGCAUCGUGACAUUCUUCGGGAUAAGCAAGCUCUCAAAGUAGUUGAAGAGUUGAAGCACUAA